AUGUCAAGUUCAAAGAAGCGUAAUAACCAAACAACACUCUCUCAAUCAAAUAAAAAAAAUCAUAAUGAUGAUUCUAACCUACAUUUUGAAGAACCUCAAUGGAUUGAUCUUGGAUACAAUAAGACUAGUUGGGUUUGGAAGUAUUUUGGG
Dentiscutata heterogama is the source of this 150-nucleotide messenger RNA. The record is from the annotation of a GenBank genome assembly. NCBI's taxonomy places the organism in Eukaryota, Fungi, Glomeromycota, Glomeromycetes, Diversisporales, Gigasporaceae.